Molecule: messenger RNA, 777 nt
Organism: Coregonus clupeaformis (lake whitefish)
Lineage: Eukaryota; Metazoa; Chordata; Actinopteri; Salmoniformes; Salmonidae
Product: 2-hydroxyacyl-CoA lyase 1-like
Exons: 3
Coding region: 194-487 (97 amino acids)
Biological process (GO): fatty acid alpha-oxidation
Cellular component (GO): peroxisome
Molecular function (GO): thiamine pyrophosphate binding
Source: RefSeq, a predicted model, not a curated record
CACGUACGUUAUUUAUGUCAAGGUCAAUGUCAAGGUUGAUCUGUGUGCUGAGGAGAUGGGGAACAACGUGCAACCUGCUGCUGCUCUCCUGUGGGACAUCAUUACUAUUGUCAAGCAGCUCCUGGAGGACGUUCAUAAAGAUGGCUGAAGGUAUCCAGCUGAUACAGAAUGGUGGACCACGUUGAAAGAGAAGAUGGUUGCUAUGACAAAGGUGACAAAGGAGUUAGCUCUACAGUCGACAACACCCAUGAACUACUACCAAGUGUUCCACCACAUCUCCCAGCUGCUGCCCCACGACUGUGUCAUCGUGAGUGAGGGGGCCAACACCAUGGACAUCGGGCGCACCAUGUUGAACAACUACCUUCCUCGACACAGACAAGGCAUGCCGCCUCACACAGAGAUCAAAGGUCAAAUCCGCCAAGUAUCCUGUGCCUUUGCCCUGAAGACAAGAAUGAAUGAGUUGGGAUCUGUUGAUAGUUCUGCCUGAGAAGACUUCUCAAUGGAGUGCUGCCUGACAGGCUGACUGGAUGACUUCUCAAUGUAGUGCUGCCUAACACGCUGACUGGAUGACUUCUCAAUGUAGUGCUGCCUGACAGGCUGACUAAAUUACUUCUCAAUGUAGUGCUGCCUGACAGGCUGACUAAAUUACUUCUCAAUGUAGUGGUGCCUGACAGGCUGACUAAAUUACUUCUCAAUGUAGUGCUGCCUGACAGGCUGACUAAAUUACUUCUCAAUGUAGUGCUGCCUGACAGGCUGACUAAAUUACUUCUCAAUGUA